UGACGUUCCAGAUUGACAUUUGCACAUCGAAAAAAAACAAAGUUAGCUUGUUAAGAGUUUUCCAUAUCUAUUAUUGUUAUUUUUGUUAGGUAUGUAGUAUUAUCUAAUAGAAAGAACCUUCUUUGAAUCAAGUAAACCACAUUUAGCAAUAUAUUAUUCAGAAAUUAAGCAAAAUGUUCGGUGCAAUGGCUUUGUUCAAAUUGCUUCAUUGUAAACAUCUUCGAAAAAUUAGUGAAGAUUCUUCGGGAGAAGGGACAUCAAGCGACCGGCACUCCCUGGACAUUCAAGUAAAAAAAGAGUUUGACGACAAUUUAUGCAGAGUUUGCUUAAAAGAAGGCCUCGUGCCCAUCCACGAUAACGAAGGCAUAGCAGAAGCGUUGACCACGUUAUGCGGAAUAUUUGUGAGCGUCGACGAUUCAUUUCCUAAGCUUCUAUGCCAGCCAUGCCAUUCGUUGCUUCAGGGUGCGAUCUUACUGCGGAAGACUGCUCAACGCUCAGACGAGAUUUUAAAACAGCCAUUUGACAUUAUUGAGGAUAAUAGCGGAAUAAAUGAUGACUUGGGUGGGAUGGAUGAGGAUAUGUACGUAUACGAUCUGUACAAAGAUGAGAAAAAACCUAUCAAGAAAAAAGAAAAGGAUUACUAUUGCAGAAAAUGCAACUUGGAGUUUAAAAACCAUGAUGAGUACACUAAUCACCGUCUCUCAGAUGAACAUGACAACAUGAGGCACACUUGCCAUAUUUGCAACAAGUCGUACCGUGCAGAAUAUUUCAAGAAGCAUUUAGCAACACACAACCAAGAUCCUCCACAUAUGUGUGAUAUAUGUGGGAAGAAGUUUAACGCACAGGGGCAUUUUGCUCGACACCGCCUCACACAUUUCUAUCAUUUACCAUAUCAAUGUAAUCUAUGUCCAUACAAGGGACGAUUUAGCGAGUCGUUAAAAAUGCAUAUGAGAUCACACACAGGUGAAAAGCCAUACCAAUGUACCCAAUGUCCUUCAAGGUUUAUAAACAAGAGCAAUCUCAACAAACACAUGUUGACACACAAAGGUCAACAUGACUUUAAAUGUGACUCAUGUGGGCGCGGAUUCUAUACAAAGAGGGAGUUGGAAAUGCAUUUCAAAGUAGAUCACACGGGUAUUAAAGACCAUGUCUGUAACAUAUGUGGCAAGGCCUUUGGGUACAGAAAGCAGAUGAUGAAACAUCAGCUAAAAGUUCAUAAAAGAGAAAAGUUGAAAAGUGGUAGGACACCAUUGUACGUAAAGGUGGAGCUGAUGAAACAAAAAGGAGAAGAUAUUGCAACAGACUAAUUUGUGAAAAUGAAUUAAUUUUGGUUAAAUACUAUGAAAGAAAAUUGAUCUUGAUUUCAUGAAUCACACAGGCCUUCUGAAGUGGUUAAAAAUUACCACUAGAUCCUUGAGGAUUCUUUUGGUCAGAAGUUUUGUGUUGAGACAAGAGCAGAAAUACAGACAAAUAACAGCAUAUAGAUAAUAUUGGAUAUACAUUUACUUCAGAUAUAGAGAAUAUUUAAUAUGCUUAUAGUUUUACUUCAGUGAAGAUUAAUAGGUGAAACAUCUGAUCUGAUGUCACAUAAUCAACACAGCAAGUAGAAAUUUAAUGAACUGAAAGAAUUUAACCUGCUUUUAAUAGUACAUUUAUUGUUACAUUCUAGAACAAGCCUGAAAAGUUCUGAUGCGAUAAACUCAUAUAGCAAUAGAAUAAAAACAGGGAAAAGAAAAACAUAAAAGAAGAAGAAAAGAAGAAACAUUACUUGUACUAACAUUUUCUUCUGUACAUAGCAUGCAACUUUAAUAAAGGAAUUUUAUUGCAGCUGUAUUAAUAUAGAAAAAGGAUGUGUAUUUGACUAAGCUGCUAUUUACAAUAAUGCCACAUUAGUAAUAUUCUGGUAUAUUUUCAAUGUAGAAAAGUCAAUGUAGCAUUCUUUUGAAAUAAAUAUUGGUAUACAAAUAUUA
Messenger RNA from Manduca sexta (tobacco hornworm), 1970 nucleotides. Its product is annotated as zinc finger protein 436-like. Gene Ontology annotation, molecular function: DNA-binding transcription factor activity; zinc ion binding; RNA polymerase II cis-regulatory region sequence-specific DNA binding. Gene Ontology annotation, biological process: regulation of transcription by RNA polymerase II. Gene Ontology annotation, cellular component: nucleus. Bases 174 to 1307 code for a protein of 377 amino acids. Lineage: Eukaryota; Metazoa; Arthropoda; Insecta; Lepidoptera; Sphingidae. The record is from RefSeq and is a predicted model, not a curated record. The transcript has a single exon.